CCCGGAGCCGCCGAGCCUCAGCCGAGCGCCGCCGCGGCGCCGCCGUCAUGCCUCUGUUCGGCGCCAACCCUUUCGAGCAGGACGUGGCUUUCGUUUUGGGCUACUGCCAGCAGCGCUCAGAGAUCGUUCCUGAUGGUGCUUCGGGGGGACCAUAGGCAGCGAUGGUGAUUGCGCCUUGGCCGCCACGUGAAGAAAAAGCUACAAAUGAGUAUAACACGACAGAAAAUUGGAGUCUUAUUUUGGACAUAUGUGACAAAGUUGGAAGUACUCCUAAUGGAGCUAAAGAUUGCCUAAAAGCCAUAAUGAAAAGGGUAAAUCAUAAGGUUCCUCAUGUUGCUCUACAGGCAUUAACUCUUCUUGGGGCUUGUGUGGCAAACUGUGGAAAGAUAUUUCAUUUAGAAGUAUGUUCCCGAGAUUUUGCAACAGAAGUACGUGCUGUGAUAAAAAACAAGGCUCAUCCUAAAGUUUGUGAACAACUAAAAUCUUUAAUGGUGGAGUGGUCAGAAGAAUUUCAGAAAGAUCCACAGUUCAGCCUAAUAUCUGCAACUAUUAAAUCACUGAAAGAAGAAGGAAUUACUUUUCCUCCGGCAGGAUCUCAGACAGCCCCAGCUGCUGCCAAGAAUGGUGUGGCAUCAAACAGAAACAAAGAAGACGAAGACAUAGCUAAAGCUAUUGAAUUGUCACUGCAAGAACAGAAGCAACAGCAGCACACAGAAACAAAAUCUCUAUAUCCACCUUCAGAAAUUCAGUUAAAUAAUAAAGCUGUAAGAAAAGUGAGAGCUUUGUAUGAUUUCGAAGCUGUUGAAGAUAAUGAACUCACCUUUAAACACGGUGAAAUUAUUAUUGUUUUGGAUGACAGUGAUGCCAAUUGGUGGAAAGGAGAAAAUCACAGAGGAAUAGGACUCUUCCCAUCUAAUUUUGUAACAACUAAUUUAAACACAGAGUCUGAGGCAGCAGCUCUGGAUAAAUUGAAUGUAAUUGAUGAUGAUGUGGAAGAAAUGAAGAAAUCUGAGCCUGAGCCUGUUUACAUAGAUGAGGAUAAGAUGGAUAGAACCCUGCAGGUACUUCAAAGUAUAGAUCCAACAGAUUCGAAACCAGACUCGCAAGACCUCUUGGACUUAGAAGAUGUCUGCCAACAGAUGGGUCCAAUGAUAGAUGAGAAACUUGAAGAAAUUGAUAGGAAGCAUUCAGAAUUGUCUGAACUGAAUGUCAAAGUCUUGGAAGCUCUGGAGCUGUACAACAAAUUAGUGAAUGAGACACCAGUGUAUUCCGUCUACUCGAAGCUCCAGCACCCCGCACAGUACCCGUCGUCUCCAGCACCUGGAGUGCCGGUGCCGACGUAUCCAGUCCAGUCCCGUGGUGGUAGCUAUAUGGGUCAGGCCGUUCACCAGGUCUCUGCUGCCCAGAGCUAUGGCCUGGGCCCAGACCAGCCGGCUCCGCUGGCGUCUUUGCCUCCCACUGGGACUUCUUCAGUGGCAACACCACAGCCUGUCCAGCCUCCAUAUUUAAGCACUGGACAUGAUGCAGUUUCUAGCUCUCCAUAUAUGAACCAGAACUCGAACCUUCAGUCAGUUGCUGGCGGCGCAGCCUACGCCCCGCAGAUGGGCGUGCCCAUGGACCUGUCUUACCACAGCACUACUUCCGGCCUGCCGCAGCUGGCAGGCUUCCCCGUGGCAGUGCCAGCCCCCUCCAUGGCGCCGCAGCAGACAAGUUACCACCAGCAGCCUCUCCUCUAGACCCCAGGCCUGGCUGCUAGAGGGUCCCUGGGGAAAGCGCCACGACUCCUCCACCCUCGUGAUUCUGAUCGAAGAAUCCUGAGAGAAACCAUUUCCUCCUCAACGCUAAAGGACCGUAAAUAAAGCACAAAGCCUGAUCUCACUGUACUGGGCCAUCUUUUUUUUUCCUGUCUUUUUUCACUUCAGCAUCUUUGAAGUCAAACUUGGUCAGAGGCAGCUCUGAGUCCCUGCCUUGCCAGAUAGUUUUGUCUUCCUUUGAAAUAUCUCCACGAGGCCGGGGAGAGAAUCCACUGAAUCAUCGUGCCUCUGCUCUCAGAGGUGACCCCUGGCCCCCUGGGGGUGGCCCAUAUUGAAAAAAAUAAAAAUCUUUCAGGGGCCAGUACAUGGUACGGAGGUUAUGGCUCAUUCCUUGCAGCACAGCAGCCGUCAAUCUUCUUCAUAAAUUUGGACACCCAGUAAACAGUAGCCCAUGGCGCUACAGACAGCUUGUUAAGAGUUAACCUUAAAUACACACCACCAUUUGCUCCCAAAAUGUCAUGAUAAUGGGAAGAGCUGUGAAAUCUGUUUCCAGUCUGCAUAUUUUUGGGGGUACCUUCUGAGCAGUAUUGGGGGUCUCCAGGGCUCAAGCUGGCAGUGCUCAGGAGGCCACAUGGUGCCGGGGAUUGAACCUAGGGUUCUUACAUGCAGAGUGCUUCAGCUCUUUGAACUCUCUCCCCAGUCCUCUGGAUGAUUUCAUUUUAUUUUUUUCCAGAGUUUUUUCCAUACACUAUUAUUUUAAAAGGCUAACAUCUUUUUGGGUUAGCAUUUAACUUGCCAACAAAUUUCCUUUUGGCUUUUUAAAUUACAGUUGUGUUUUUUGUCCUGUCAGUUUUGUUCCCAGUGUUAUGUCGAGUAAUAAUUAGCAUAUAAUUGUCUACAGAAGCAAGAGCUGUUUGGGAAGAACAAAAUUGUUUUCUGUUCUUAAUGGUAAAGCCUUGGUAAGUGCAGAUGUGUAGAGAAACGUUCAGCUAGUCCCCACAGUCACGCUUUCCACUGGGCUGAGGAACGCCCCACCAAACAUGACCAUUCCCUGGACAAAAAUAUGUAUUUCUCUCUGAGGGUCUGGUGUUUAAAAGGCCACUGAGGACCUUGUAAAGUGACUUUGGUCAUGAUAGGGUUCGCUCAUUUUUCCUUCCUGCAGUGGUGUACAGAGAUGCUGCUGCCUUUGUACAUGUUGGAGCAAUAUGAUGUUCCUAAUUUUUUGAUGUGACAUGUAUGCCAAACACACACGAGUGCAUUUUUAUUGGUGUGUGGGUCGUGUUUAGAGUACUCAGUUCAGAGUACUGUAGGCAUAGCCACGGAUCAGGCUCCUGACCAAUAUGACAGACCAUUCCUUUCAGGAGUAAAUCUGAGGGGCUGGAGAGACAGUAGGGGUCAGGACUCUUGCCCUGUACACAGCCAGGCCCAGUUCAAUCCCCGGCACCCCAUGUGGCCCCCUGAGCACAUAGCCAGAAAUAGCCCCUUAGCACCACCUGGGUUAGCUCAAAAACCCACCCACCGAAAAGGGCAGUAAAGAUGGCUCCAUGGAAAAAGAGGCUGUGGAAUUGUAGCAAAGAACAGAGGGUGAUCGAGCGUAGCCAGUUUUUCUGAAGUAAGCCUCCGUUCUGAAUUAGUAUGUAGCGCUGAUGAUCCCCACGUACUGUAGGAGGUAGGGGAUAAGCCAGAGGGGAUCAUUUUCUGUACAUCAUCUACUAACUUUUUAAAUAAUACAAAACCUGGAAGCUGUUACACACACUUAGAAGGACACGAUACUCAGACUGGGGAAGAAAUGGACCUAAGUUUAAUUGUAAACAUUUGCUUGCAUGGCAGUAAACUUUCUGGGUGGAUGGUGGUUUUUUGUUGGCUUGUUUGGGGUCCCACCUUCGGGGGCUCGGGGGUACGGAGCCAGGCCUCCAGCUUGUUUGAACUGUUUCUCCUGUGCCGUCUCUCGGGCCCUCUUGCUGGUGUUGAAAGAAAGUCCUUAAUCUUUCCAUUCAGUCCAUUUGAAGAAAAUUCUCUGUAAAUUUUUUCAGUUAUUUAUUUACAGAAAUUUGAUUACAGAAUGUUCCUUGUUGAAUGCGGAUCGUCUGUGUGUUCAUUGUCUGUAUUUAAAAGAAAAAAACAAGCAGCGUUUGGGAGCCCAGUCUCUGUCGUCGUCUUAUUUCAGAUACAAGUAACUGGAAAAUUUUAAUUGAUAAUGUCUCGGUUGUGUUUUUCACCUGGUAUUUUUCUUCUUGUAAAUUCAGUUAUAUUCUUACUAAAAAAUUCUAAAACUGGCACCUUACAUUUGUGGGAAACAAGUCUUGUACAAGAAAACAAGAAAAAAAGCUGCUCUUAAUAAUAGUUAAUGUUAGAAUACAUGGAAAAAUAAUCGUUUUCUCCCAAACAAUAUUUAAUUGUUAUUUUAAUGUUUGUAAAUAUUUAAUGUAUAAUUAUGAUCUGAAUUGUAAAAGCUUUGUUCUGCCUAAGUCUUUAAGCCAAUAUAAGUACUACACACCCACUAAAUUGGAACUUCCCAAUUAACAUACGACAUAUAUACAUGGAGUUAUCCAGUUAACAUGCAACAUGUAUAUACUGUAUUUUGGCUUUUGUCUGUGAAAAUUUAUACAUCCAGAAGUUUCCUGGCCCUCUUAAAAAUUAUUUUUGUCAUACUGUAAUUUCUGUUGCAGAUUGUUGGUAGUCCAAAAAUGUUAUUAAAUCCAUAUACUGAAAUAUUUUUAUUAUUGAUAAGAAAUGCAGGAUUGUUCUUUUUCCAUAAUCUGUGGAUUGUAUUUAUUUUAAGGCCUGUUUAUAAUUAAAUGUUUUCUGCCAAAGGAAUUGUCUAACAUCAGAUUUCUACAUUGGGUUCAUACUUACUGUUUUAUAUAAUAAAAAAAAAAUGAAAACUGCUUUUUCA
Sorex araneus (European shrew) is the source of this 4650-nucleotide messenger RNA. RefSeq names its product signal transducing adaptor molecule 2 (gene STAM2). Gene Ontology annotation, cellular component: endocytic vesicle. Lineage: Eukaryota; Metazoa; Chordata; Mammalia; Eulipotyphla; Soricidae. Gene Ontology annotation, molecular function: phosphatidylinositol binding; ubiquitin binding. The coding region runs from base 162 to 1736 and encodes 524 amino acids. The transcript has 15 exons. Gene Ontology annotation, biological process: signal transduction. The record is from RefSeq and is a predicted model, not a curated record.